Messenger RNA from Thyridium curvatum, 1401 nucleotides. RefSeq lists its product as uncharacterized. Bases 1 to 1401 code for a protein of 466 amino acids. Gene Ontology annotation, biological process: charged-tRNA amino acid modification. NCBI's taxonomy places the organism in Eukaryota, Fungi, Ascomycota, Sordariomycetes, Thyridiales, Thyridiaceae. The transcript is spliced from 3 exons. The record is from RefSeq and is a predicted model, not a curated record. Gene Ontology annotation, molecular function: tRNA adenosine(64)-2'-O-ribosylphosphate transferase activity. Gene Ontology annotation, cellular component: cytoplasm.
AUGUCCGACAUCAGUGCUGCCGACCUGGUCUUCUCGGAUCAGGCGAAUCACAACUUCUCGCGCAUCCUCGCCGACCUCAAACGGUCCAACCUCUCCAUAUCGAACCGCUUAUCGUCGAUCCGUCAGGAUGCCGAUUUUGUGGACGAGGUAGCGGCAGCCCUCGGCCGGCCGCUGGUGGCCAACGAGCGCUGCGGCAGCUGGUAUGUCGCCCCGGCGUCCAAGGCCGGAUCGGCCUACUUCAAGUCCACAGACGGCCACACCGGCCAGUGGAAGUUUAGCACCCGGAGGCUCAACUUGCAUCUCCUGUCGUUGAUCGGUGAGCACGAUGGCUGCAUUAUUGUAGACUCGACUCGCCGGGGCAAACGGAUGCCGGACGCACUGAGCAAAACAGUGCCUAUAUGGUGCUGCGUCCUGAGCCGGGUCCUCUUCCCAGAUGACCCGUCGCUGCACAACCUCUACGUGCCGCCCAACGCGGUGUCCUCCUCGGAGCAGAGCCAGAUGCUCGCCAGGAUCCCCGGCUUCGUCGAGUCCUUCCGCAGGCUGGGGAUCGACGCCGCGGCGCUCCGAGCCCGGGUCGAGAAGCCCCUGCGGCCGAUGUGGGUCACGCAGGAGACGCGCCUGGUACCCGCGGACGACGACGACGAGAUCUUCGCCUCGUUCCACCCCGUCGUCUGCUGCACGAGCUCGCGCAGGGUUGAGGGCACGGAGAUGAGCGAGGGCGGGUACAUCCAGGGCGCCGGGGACGACACCGAGAACUGGGCGCUGGGCCUGACGGCGCCCCUGUGGUGGGCGCACGCGGAGGAGCUCCUCGCCGCGCCCGAGGGCGACCUGCCUGGUAUCAUUGCUCGCCUGGUGGCUCAACCGGCAGCAGAGUCGUCGGGUGGAUCGACAGACGCGGGCGGCACCACGAGACUUACAAAAUACAUCAGCGUCGGGCGAUUGACGACGGAGAAGACGGCUGGCUCCCCUCACUGUUGUCGCAUCGAACUGUUACCCGAGGCCACCAAGGCGGAGGAUUGGGUUCAGUCCGGAUCACAUAUGCGGAUUGGUGUGGGUAAGCACAAGGUCGCGAGCCGCAACCUUCGCCCGGCGUUGCCUCAGAUCUGCUCCUUCGUAUCCGAGUUCCUGUCCAAGGACAGCCCGAGUCCCGGGGAAGACGAUCAGAGGCAGAUAUUAGUGACGUGCGAGAGCGGCAGAGACAUAUCGGUGGGAGUGGCCCUUGCCCUCUUCUGCUAUUGCUUCGACGAUGGCGGCAACGUACGGGAUCCCAGCGCCGAGAAGAGGUUCAACAAGGACAUGAUCAGGGUGCGCCUGGGCAAGAUCAUGACGACCAUGCCCGAGGCGAACCCGAACAGAGCCACAUUGCAAAGCGUCAACAGUUUUUUCAUGGACUGGCGUUGA